Messenger RNA from Hypoxylon fragiforme, 3567 nucleotides. RefSeq lists its product as uncharacterized. The coding region runs from base 112 to 3483 and encodes 1123 amino acids. The record is from RefSeq and is a predicted model, not a curated record. The transcript is spliced from 2 exons. Lineage: Eukaryota; Fungi; Ascomycota; Sordariomycetes; Xylariales; Hypoxylaceae.
UUCUUUUCCUUUUUUUUUUUCCGAUUUUUUUUCUAUAUAUUUACUAUACUUGAUAGAUUCUAAUGCUUGUUUGUUCUUCGUUGCUCCGUCCAAGGUGACUUAUAUAGUGCAAUGGCGUCGAUUACGUCAAAACGUAGGACAAAGUCGGGGGUCCUCCCCGACAAGUUCAGACACUUAGUCAACGACAUGAAAAGAUUCAAAAUUCACCGUCAUGGAAGGAAAAAAGACGAGGAGACCAUGAUGGAUUCGGCUUCCAUGUCUGAGGAGCUCCCCCAGGUCUCCCAAGACCCCGAAUCUACCGAAGUCUCCGAAGUUGUCCAAGUUAUCGAGAUUCCCGAAACCCCUGCAACACCUGAACGGGCCGAAGCCCCUCCUCCAGUGGCUGAAGUCACUGAGGUCAUCCAAACCCCCGAAAUUCCUGAAGGCUCCAAUGGCCCUGGUGGCCCUGGUGGCCCUAGAGAUAUUCAUAGUGCUGACGGUGACGAUGAUCCUGAAGGUCUUGAUAGUACUAACAGCCCCAAUUACCCUGAAAUCGCUGAAGCCCCUGAAUCCCCUGAAGCCCAUGAAAUCUCUAAAACCCCUCAAUUCAUCGAGCUUCCUGCGUCGAGGCCUGCCUCCUCUCAUACCUCUCCACUGAUGCCCAACCUUGCCGUUCAGGUUACCAUCACUUUCGAUGAGCCCCUAAAUUAUACCUAUAGUCGCAAUUAUGAGACUUCCUCGUCACUACAGGCCACCGAGGACCUGUAUGAAGGUCUUCUCCGACGCGUCGAUCAUUGCUGUCAUGAAUUGAUUACUCGCAAGGAUACGACAGCCAUGGAGUACGCAGCCGCAAGUGGCCCAGACAAGCCCCUGAGAUACGAGAUUCAAAUCGAUAUCCUCCGAGACUGGACGGAAAUUUGGGCUUCGAGAACCUUCAAAUCAUACCAAAAACAACCUCUUUCAGCAGAGGCUGCAAAGGAGAUCAUCAUGUCGACUCAAUACAUAAUAGGAUUGUUCCUGAGGCAUCAUGACGAAGGAUUUGUUUGGAAGGAUGACGCGGUAAGAGACGACCCCUUAGAUGAACAAGGGAAAUUCUCGCACCGUGCAGGUCGUGUCGAGCCUAUGUCGUGUGUGCCACGCUCCUUUUUCCUCGAGAAGACGCAAUCCUUCGAGUCGGUACCCGGCUAUACUAUAAAUUUCUCUUUCACCAGUCGAUGUCAACGCCGGAAACCAUCCGAGUGGUAUACGACCGUGGAGGUCAAUAGUAACCAGACGACACCCUUAAAUUCUCUAGGAGCAGAAGCCUUAUUUUUCGAGGCCUCUUAUGCGGUGGAGGGUGUCUUGAGGUCAGAGAGGCAAGCAUUCGAAGUCACUCAUCGCCAAUGCGCCAAUUUAGAUGGAUGCAAGGACUGUCGACAUCACGAAAGCGAUGGUCUGGAAUUGAAAUUUGCCAUCGCAAACAACCUCGGUCCCCAGUUCCCUCGUUUGGAACGAACCAUACAUUGCAACAGCAACCUCUCAUUUUACUCUGAUAUCCGGGAAUGUCUUUCCUUUGUUAACAAAGUUGAAAAUGCUCUUUCUUCAGUUCGAGACGACACCGAUGAUAUUAUCGAUCGAAUGGACGAUCUCGAAUUCAAAAUAACCGAACUACGUGGCCAUGGCUGGUCCCUGGACGAACCACUUGUUUUCACCUUAGACUCUUCCAAGUCUUAUUCUCGGAGGAAUAUUGAGGCGAUACUAGAUCGAAUCCAAGCUGGUGUUGCCGACACACUCCGAGGAAACGCUAUCUCCGUUCGAAUGACCGCUCACAAGCGAGGCCAUUUCAUUUUGGACAAGACGUUUGUAGCUCGAGAGCCUAUUGAGCUUUCGGACAGCCAAAAGAUGAAGAAGUCGUCUAAGAAGCCUAAGGCGUAUGUCCUGGACCGACUACGGCGACGCGUUGAGUGUGAUAUCGACAUGAUCUGCAAAGAUACUCUAACGCUCGAUAACAUAGGAGAUGAGGCUGCGAAUGCCCAGAAGGGACCUCAUGUGCUGGAACGUACCCGGUCUAAUGAGAGUGUAGGCGCUAGAACUUUCGUGACCAGGCCUAAGACAGCAGAGUCCGCCUCAAGAUAUACCACAGAAGGAUCAAGAUACCCGAGUCCCCGUCCAAAGACCAGCGCCGGGACUUCUGUCUCGAGAAUCACGGUAGAGAGCAAGAGACCAGCAACCGCCGAUGCUAAGACUACUGAAAACGAGGUUCGUCUAUAUUCACCCACCUCACGCCCGCCUAUACCAGUUCGGCGAUCUUCGCUAUCGCUGGCCAUAGUCUACCCAGAUGGUACCCGGGCUUUCCCAUUGGUACCAGGGUUUGACCAUCACGCAGAAUCCGAAAGCCCCAGCCUAGACAAAGACUUCUACAAGGGGAGCUCACUGCAAGAUCCAUUUAUAUCCGACCAGCCAACUAGUGAAAUCCCGUUGCAGCCUCGUCAGAACAGUUGUGUUAACACCAAUGAGUCCCUAGAAAAUGUGCCCGCUACGACGAACCUGGAGGAGGAAUUAGGAUCACAGCGAGUCUAUGAGGCUUCGAUUGCUUCGACCCCCAGUCUCGUGUCCGGUGAUGGUUCCUCCCCCAGUAGUAGUUUCUUAAUAACUCCAAAGCCUCAUCAUUUAAAUCAGGAUGUGGACUACUCUACCAGUGCUAUCGUCGACAGUGACGAUGAGGAUGCUCAUCACAUGGAGACUGAUUUGGCAAAAAUCUCAUCUACCUUCCCUUCGCCAAAGCUACGACAUGCCGCGAAGCCCCUCACUUCGUCACCUCUCCGUAUGAGCCAAAGUACGCAGGAACAGAGUAGUGUUGAUUCUCUGGAGACUAGCAACCCCCCAACUACGAACGGUAUCGUCGAGCUUACCAUUUCAACAUUUAGCUCGAAAGAGCAAACCCCCGCUAUCCCAGCGAUAGAAAUCCACCUCUUGGACGAUUCUACCCUGGUUCCGCCUAAGGUAAAUGUUGACUUGAACACCAACGAAGGUGCUAUUAUAAUCCAAAGUUCCGAGGAGAUUAUUACGCCUUCCCCCAAGGACAAAGUCGCAGUCACCAGUGAAGACGACUACCCGCUUGCCGACGACUUCGCGCAGUCCAAGCCCGACAUCACAUUUUCCCCCACCACCUCCGGCAGCUCCGAGGCAGAGGACACCUGCUCUGCCCCCGUCUCCCCCUCCCCUCAACAGCAAAAGCAGCUAAUCCUUGCUACCCCUGUUUCCCCCGACCCCUCCGAUACCGAGGACAACAACGACUACGACGACGACGCGGGAACCACAUACACGCUCUCCCCGCCGCUACUGCCACAGCGACCCCAGCAACAGCGCGGCUCCUUCGGCAGCGCCGGUGUCCUGGGCUUUCACGAGCAGAUGUUCGGGUCUCUGAGCUUGCGGUCCGCGCUCAUGCGCUCGCGGACACAUGCGGAUUUCAAGAAUGUCAAGAAUGUCAAGCAAGAGGAGAAGAGACCCGGGACUGCUGUGUAAAAAAUAUUCUCUUUUUUCUUUCAUCAGCAAAAGAAAUCACUUUCAAAUUGUUCUUUUCUCCUCUUUUUUUUUGUAACUUACAUA